Molecule: messenger RNA, 6479 nt
Organism: Tachysurus fulvidraco (yellow catfish)
Lineage: Eukaryota; Metazoa; Chordata; Actinopteri; Siluriformes; Bagridae
Gene: nid2a
Product: nidogen 2a (osteonidogen)
Exons: 29
Coding region: 16-5997 (1993 amino acids)
Biological process (GO): cell-matrix adhesion
Cellular component (GO): basement membrane
Molecular function (GO): calcium ion binding
Source: RefSeq, a predicted model, not a curated record
CCAAUCUGGCAUCUCAUGGAGGGACGCUUCAUCCCAGCUCAAAUUCCCGUGGACACUGAGAGCAGCAUCAUAGAGCAGACUGGACCGGCAGAGAGAAGAUCUCAAUGUAUAGCUGAUAAAACUGAGAAAGUGACCAUGUGGAAGAAAGCAGCGGUGUUUUUGCUCCAACUUUCUGUCAUGUCCCACCAUGUGAGCGCGCUGCAGAGAAGAGAGCUUUUCCCCAAUGGGCCACAUAGUGGGGACAUGAUUCUGCAGGAAGGAGACGAUGAAACAUCCCAAGUGAUCACACUGAGUAAACCCAUGUACUUCUACGACACCUCCUUCAGCAAGUUAUAUGUCGCCACCAAUGGCAUCAUCUCACCUCAUGACCUUCCUAUGGAGAAGCAGUACGUUGAUGAUGGCUUUCCCACCGAAUUCCCAGUUAUCGCUCCCUUCCUCGCUGACAUAGACACCAGUAACGGAAAAGGAGCCAUUUACUACCGGCAAACGGAAUCUCCUGCUGUCUUGAAUCGAGUAGCUGCCGAGGUCCAGAAAGGGUUCCCAGGAAGUCAGUUUACACCGACUCAUGCCGUCAUUGCCACAUGGGAAAACGUAGCUGCUUACAAAGAGGACACACGCACUGCUGAUUCAUCCAGACAGGUUAACACGUUCCAAGCGGUGGUGGCUUAUGACGAGGAGAACACCUAUGCUCUGUUCCUCUACCCAGAAGAUGGACUUCAGUUCUUUGGGACUCGUCCCAAAGAGAUGUUCAAUGUGGCGAUCGAGCUUCCUGCGCGUGUCGGCUUCACCAGGGGAGAAGUCUCGUAUCUGUUAUUCGCACGGACCGAGGGGCCUUACUAUAGCCUCACCACCAACGAGCAGUCUAUCAAGAACUUGUACCAGACGAGCAACACCGGCGUGCCUGGAGUUUGGCUCUUCCACAUCGGAAACGCACGACAUUUCAACAACGUGAUUCCAGCAGCAGUUUCAGGCCUUUUACCCGCCGCAGUCUCCCAGAAGCAAGCGCUCCAAACCACCCCCGCAUACCCUCUAGGAGAAUACGAGACAGACGACGAGUCUUUCGAGGACGAACAAGAAUACAGAUUCGAUCGAGAUUUCCCGAACACAGAUGUCACAGAAUUCCAUCAGCCAGGCCACGAUGUUUCUCGGACGAGCGGUCAGAACCAGGAAGCCGAAUCAAAUCCGUCCCCACUCGACCUCUACGAAGCGGAAGCCACUCUGAGCCCUGACCCUCAGACAGAACACACCGCUCCUACAAAUGUUCCUCCGGAGGAUCCUGUGUAUCCGGCACCAGGGCACACUCUUCUGGAGGCGUAUCCCAUCCACCCUGAGGGUGCAGUGGUUAAUGUGGAAGAAGAUGUGAACUUUGACACUGGAGUGUUUCACUAUUCCACUGAAAACAAGGAGACGUGCGAUCGAUUCCAGCAAACCUGUAACCAGGACGCUUACUGCGCCGAUUACACGUCAGGCUACUGCUGCCACUGCCGUGCCGGUUUUUAUGGAAAUGGACGUCAUUGCCUUCCUGACGGUGCUCCUCAACGCGUGAAUGGAAAGGUCAACGGGAUAGUCUCAGUAGGUUUGACCCCAGUGGUAUUGGACAAUAUCGACCUCCAUGUUUACAUCGUAGUGGGUGAUGGUCGAGCGUACACCGCCAUCAGCGAAGUCCCAGAGCCUUUGGGAUGGGCACUAAUGCCUGUCACGCCCAUCGGCGGCCUUUUCGGGUGGCUCUUUGCUCUCAAGCUUCCCAACAGCCAUAAUGGCUUCAACGUUACUGGCGCUGAGUUUACACGCCACGCCGAUGUGACGUUUUCCCCCGGGAACCAGCGGCUCACCAUCGUUCAGAUCGGCAGAGGAUUGGACAGCCAGAACUACCUAAACGUUGAAACUCGUCUGCAGGGCAGUGUGCCGUUCAUACCCCCCGGUGCCAGCAUACAGAUGGAGCCUUUUUCAGAGACGUACCAGUAUUACCCAUCAUUGAUCACAUCCAACUCGGUACGGGAGUUUACCAUAGUGUCCGCAUCGAGCGGAGCGGAAAAAUUCAUCUACCAUCUGAGACAGAACAUCACGUACAGGGACUGCAGGCACACGCAGCAUCCCGGAGCUGAGACGCUGCAGCUCAAUGUCGAGCGAGUCUUUGCUAUGUACGUCAAAGAAGAGCGCGUUCUCAGAUACGCCAUCACCAACAAGAUCGGCCACGUUGGAGGUUACGUCCCGGACCCUGUGAAGGUGAACCCCUGCUACUUAGGAAGCCAUGAUUGUGACACCACAGCACAGUGUGUCCCAGGAGAAGGACAACACUUUACCUGUGUGUGUGCUACUGGAUACACCGGAGAUGGACGCAAUUGCUAUGAUGUGGAUGAGUGUACAGAAGGUCUGAGCUCCUGUGGUAGACAUGCUGAGUGUGUGAAUCUGCCUGGAAGUCACAGCUGCAAGUGCCAGAGUGGUUUUGAAUACGGACAUGACAGUCGCACAUGUAUAGAUGUUGAUGAGUGCCAAAGACAUCCGUGCCACCCUCAUGCUUCCUGCACCAACGCUGUGGGCUCCUUCCAUUGCCGAUGCCAGCCUGGAUUCCACGGGGAUGGCUUCCAGUGUCACCGUCAGCAGAUUGAUGAAGAGCGUCCCAAGACGCAGUGUGAGCACCACAGAGACAGCGCACAGAGUGGAGUGGACGGUUUUCCUUUGGUGGGAGCGUAUGUCCCUCAGUGUGACGAGCAGGGUCACUACAGGUCUCAACAGUGCCAUGCCUCUUCAGGUUACUGCUGGUGUGUGGACAGUAGAGGGCAGGAGAGAGCAGGAACCCGAACCCCACCUGGUACACCAGCUCACAACUGUGACACUCCAGUUGAUGAAGUGCAUCCCAAGACUCGGUGUGAGCACCACAGAGACAGUGCACAAAGAGGAGUGGAAGGUGUACCUGUGCUGGGAGCGUACGUCCCACAGUGUGACGAGGAGGGUCACUACAGGUCUCAACAGUGCCAUGUUUCUACAGGACACUGCUGGUGUGUGGACAAUGAGGGGCGGGAGAGAGCAGGAACCCGCACCCCACCUGGGUCACAACCUACCAAUUGUGAUGCUCCAGAGCGUCCUAAGACUCAGUGUGAACAACAAAGACACGACAUCCAGGGAAGACCUGGUGGAUCGCCACUGGCUGGAGAGUUUAUUCCUGACUGUGAUGAAGAAGGGAACUACAGGCCUCAGCAAUGCGACAGUUCUACAGGACACUGCUGGUGUGUGGACAGUAAGGGGCAAGAAAGAGCAGAUACCCGUACCCUACCUGGUACACCAUCAAUCGACUGUGAUACUCCAGGACGUCCCAAGACUCAGUGUGAGCAGCACAGACACAGCGCACAGCAUGGAGCAGACAGUGCGUUGGGAGCCUUCAUCCCUGAGUGUGAUGAGGAAGGUCGCUACAGGUCUUUACAGUGCCAUGGCUCUACAGGACACUGCUGGUGUGUGGACAAUAGGGGACAGGAAAGAGUGGGCACACGCACACCACCUGGUACCCAACCUACCGACUGUGACGCUCCAGUUCAUCCUGAACGUCCUCAUACUCAAUGUGAACAGCACAGAGAAGCUGAAAAGUCUCGAGUGAAUCGUUUGGAUAUCGUGGGUGCCUACAUCCCUCAAUGUGACCAGGAGGGUCACUAUAGACCUCAGCAGUGCCAUGGUUCUACAGGACACUGCUGGUGUGUGGACAGUAAGGGACAAGAGAGAGCAGGAACCCGUACCAUACCUGGUACACCAUCAAUCGACUGUGAUACUCCAGGACGUCCCAAGACUCAGUGUGAGCAGCACAGACACAGCGCACAGCAUGGAGCAGACAGUGCGUUGGGAGCCUUCAUCCCUGUGUGUGAUGAGGAAGGUCGCUACAGGUCUUUACAGUGCCAUGGCUCUACAGGACACUGCUGGUGUGUGGACAAUAGGGGACAGGAAAGAGUGGGCACACGCACACCACCUGGUACCCAACCUACCGACUGUGACGCUCCAGAACGUCCUAAGACACAGUGUGAGCAGCACAGAGACAGCAUACAUGGCAGAGGCGACGGUUUACCUGUGGUGGGAGCCUUCGUCCCUCAGUGUGAUGAGGAGGGUCGUUACAAGUCAGAACAGUGCCACGGCUCUACAGGACACUGCUGGUGUGUGGACAGUACGGGGCGGGAGAGAGCGGGCACCCGCACGCCACCUGGAACACCGAAUGUCGACUGUGACGCUCCAGAACGUCCUAAGACACAGUGUGAGCAGCACAGAGACAGCAUACAUGGCAGAGGCGACGGUUUACCUGUGGUGGGAGCCUUCGUCCCUCAGUGUGAUGAGGAGGGUCGUUACAAGUCAGAACAGUGCCACGGCUCUACAGGACACUGCUGGUGUGUGGACAGUACGGGGCGGGAGAGAGCGGGCACCCGCACGCCGCCUGGUACACCGAAUGUCGACUGUGACGCUCCAGAACGUCCUAAGACACAGUGUGAGCAGCACAGAGACAGCAUACAUGGCAGAGGCGAUGGUUUACCUUUGGUGGGAGCCUUCGUCCCUCAGUGUGAUGAGGAGGGUCGUUACAAGUCAGAACAGUGCCACGGCUCUACAGGACACUGCUGGUGUGUGGACAGUACGGGGCGGGAGAGAGCGGGCACCCGCACGCCACCUGGAACACCGAAUGUCGACUGUGACGCUCCAGCGCGUCCUAAGACGCUGUGUGAACAGCACAGAGACAGGGCACAGAGCCAAGCACAUGGGUCACCUGGGGUGGGAGCCUUCAUUCCUCAGUGUGACCAGGAGGGACACUACAUGCCUUUACAAUGCCAUGGCUCUACAGGACACUGCUGGUGUGUGGACAGUAGGGGGCAGGAGAGAUCAGGCACCCGUACGCCACCUGGCUCCCCACAGAGGAACUGUGACGCUCCAGUGGAGGUGGUCCCUACUCAGCGUUCGGAGACGGUGUGUGAGCGCUGGCGAGCCAGUCUGAUGCAGCACUAUGGAGGUCGUCCGGGUCCAGAACAUUUUCUUCCCCAGUGUGACGCGUCCGGCGAGUUCACCCCAGUGCAGUGUUACGGCGAUACCAGUUACUGCUGGUGUGUAGACAGAGAUGGCCGAGAAGUUCCCGGGACACGCUCACACGACAAAGUCAAACCUGCCUGUAUUCCAACCGUUCCCCCGCCCACCGUACGUCCAUUGCCCCGCCCAGACGUGACUCCUCCCCCAUCAGGCACUACUUUGCUCUAUGCUCAAGGCCAGCAGAUUGGAGCGCUUCCUCUCAACGGUACACGCAUGGACAAGGAGAGAUCAUCAGUGCUUCUUGCUCUGCAUGGCGCCAUAGUGGUCGGGAUUGACUACGACUGCAGAGAACGGAAGGUUUAUUGGACCGAUCUUGCUGGAAGAACGAUCAGCAGAGCCGCUCUGGAGUCUGGAUCAGAGCCUGAGAUCCUCAUCAAUUCUGGCCUCAUGAGCCCAGAGGGUUUAGCAGUGGAUGAGGUACGAAGGAGGAUGUUCUGGGUGGACAGCACGCCAGAUAAAAUUGAGACGGCCAAACUGGACGGAAGUGACCGGCGCGUUCUGUUCAGCUCGGAUUUGGUUAACCCGAGAGCCAUCGUAGUGGACUCACUCUCAGGAACUCUGUACUGGACCGACUGGAACCGGGAAGCCCCGAAGAUUGAGACCUCCACCGUAGAAGGGCAGAACAGAAGGAUACUAGUACGGGAUGGGAUCGGGCUUCCGAACGCUUUAACGAUUGACCCCACAACACGCCGUAUCUGCUGGGCUGAUGCAGGAACCAAGCGUUUGGAGUGUAUCGCGUCUGAUGGGACGGGACGCCGCGUGAUUCACAGCGAACUGAAUUAUCCAUUCAGCAUGGUGCUGUACGCCAAUCACUUCUACUACACAGACUGGAGGAGGGAUGGAGUCAUCGGUUUAAGUCGAGACUCGAGUCAUUUUACAGACGAGUAUCUGCCUGAUCAGCGUUCACAUCUGUAUGGCAUCACUGUCGCCCCUUCCAGCUGUUUAUAGGGGAGGACGUGAUAACAGAGUCACUGUUAAAUGGUGCUAUUUUUCUGGGAUUUUUUUUUUUAUUAUUUUCACACGUUGGGAAACGCACGCCUCGCUCAGCCGUUACCAAAGCCACUGCGUCAUUAAUACCCCCCACCCCCCCACCCAAAAAGGUCACACUUCUCCUUGUUUAGAUUUGUACAUUUGUUUAAUACCUCAUUUCUUUCUACUGUAUUUUUGUAUGUUUUUUUUAAAUAAUAAUAAAAAAAUAAAUGCCAAAGAGGUCAAAUUAUAGUCAAUUUUUGUGCACAAUGUUCUUGUGUAUAAACAUAUUUAUACACGUGUGCAGCGUCGGAGCCCUCGGCGCACCAACAAGAAGCCGACGCACUGAACUGCGCUGAACGUCGCCGACGUUUUCUUUUACUAAAGUUCCUUUUUAUAUCCUUUUUUUUAAUCUUUUGUAAAAUGUGUGUAUUUAUAACAAUAAAAAGUGAUUCACAAUA